CGAACACUGCUCCGGCAACGAAGAAGAGAAUGCCUACGUCUGCAAUGACGAGGCAGCCCAACAGCCAAUCACAUGGCAGGAGCGAAGAUGGCGGAAUCGGAGAUGAGCGUCAGGAGCUCUCGAGAACUAUGGACCAUACUACUGGGCAGAUCUGCGCUGAGGGAGCCGGCUCAGAUAGAGGCAGAGCUGGACAGACACUGGGACAGGUUGCAUCAAGGACUCACUUACUACAAGCCACCCAGCUCAUCCUCUGCUGCGAAAGUGAAGGAGAACAAAGAUGUCGCACAGCCAUUGAAGGAUUUUGGUCUGAGGAUCAGUAAACUGUUGAAUCUUGAUGAGCAGCAAAGUGUGCAGCUUUUACAGUGUUAUCUACAGGAGGACUACAGAGGAACCCGUGACUCAUUAAAGGUUGUUCUCAAAGAUGAGCGGCAAAGCCAGGCACUACUGCUGAAGAUCGCCGACUAUUACUAUGAGGAGCGCAUGUGUCUGCUCAGAUGUGUCCUACUCCUGCUGACAUACUUUCAGGAUGAGCGGCAUCCCUACAGGGCUGAGUACAGUAACUGUGUCAAUAAGCUGGAGAAGGACCUGGUGAGCAAGUACCAGUCACAGUUUGAGAAUCUCUUCAAAGCAGAGGCACCAACAUGGGAAACUCAUGGAAACCUCAUGACGGAGAGGCAGGUGUCACGGUGGUUCCUGCAGUGUCUGAGAGAACAGUCUCUGCUGCUGGAGAUCAUCUUUUUGUAUUAUGCCUACUUUGAGAUGAGUCCGUCCGACCUACUGAGCUUCACCAAAAUGUUCAAAGAAGAAGGCUUUGGUUUGAGGCAGACUAACAGACACCUAGUGGACAAGAGCAUGGACGCGCUGGUCGACCGGAUCGGAUACUUGAGUUCUCUUAUCCUGGUUGAAGGAAUGGACAUAGACUUUCUGCACAAAUGUGCUCUGGAGGACUCUACAGAACAGCACCAGUUCUCUGGUGCUCCUGGUGUCAUUAAGGAGAUGGAUCAGCUGCUGCUAACCUUUGGCGACAUCCCUCAUCACGGACCGGUGCUGCUGGCCUGGGUCCUGCUGAGACACACGCUGAGGCCAGACGAGUCCAGCCCUGUGAUCAGAAGGAUAGGCAACACCGCCCUGCAGCUGGGGGUGUUCAAGUACCUUUCAACGAUGCUUAAAGGCCUUGGAGUUUCAGGGAACAAUUGUACAGCAAGCACGGCAAAAAUGUGUAUAUACGGCCUCCUCUCAUUUGUGAUCACCUCUUUUGAAGAAGAAAGCCUACAGAGUGAUGGUGUGGCGACGCAGUGCUCCCACCUGGUUGACGCUGCCUGUGAGGUCCUCUCUGCUCCCAAUCUGGCUGAAGUCUUCUGGGAGAUGAAACCAAACAUGGGGCUGGGGAUGAUCCUGGACAGUGCAGUCGGGAUGUUCCCUCAUAAGAUUGGACCUUUAUUACAGCUUCUGACUGCUCUGCUGUCAAACAAGUCGACGGUUAAAAAGGUGUACAACUUCUUGGAUAAGAUGUCAUUUUACACACAAGUUUACAAACAGAAGCCCAACGACAUCGUCUCCAGGGACGACGAGACGCUGUGGAGGAGACAAACCCCAAAACUGCUCUACCCUCUCGGCACAGGGCAGACUAACCUGUGGAUGCCACAGGGCGUUCUGGGUCAGGUGAUGAUCGGAGGUGAGCAGGGCUACGUGGUGCGCUGGGACUACUCCUACAGCUCCUGGACUCUCUUCACCUGUGAGGUGGAGAUGCUGCUCCACGUCGUUUCAACUGCAGACGUUAUAGCUCACUGUGCCCGCGUCAAACCCAUCCUGGAUCUGGUCCAUAAGAUCAUAAGCACAGACUGGACCGUGUCUGAUUGUCUGUUGCCUCUCACUUCACGCAUCUACAUGUUGCUACAGAGGUUAACGUCAGUCAUUAAUCCUCCAGUGGAUGUGAUCGCUUCCUGUGUGAAUUGCCUCUCUGUAUUGGCCGCAAGGAUGCCAGGGAAGGUGUGGUCCAGUCUUCACCACACUGGUUUCCUCCCCUUUGCAUCCAACCCUUUGACCAGCAUGUCUCAGUGUGUUAGUGCUGAGGGGAUGAAGGCAGGAAACUAUGGGAACCUCCUGGUGCAGAUUGAGCAGCCCAGAGGGGAGUAUGCUGUGACCAUCGCCUUCCUUCGUCUCAUUACAACCUUAGUCAAGGGUCAGCUUGGCAGCACUCAGAACAAAGGUCUGAUCCCCUGUGUGCUGCUGGUGUUGAAGGAGAUGCUGCCCACGUAUCAUAAGUGGCGAUACAACACCUAUGGAGUCAGAGAGAGGAUCGGUUGUCUUAUUUUGGAGCUGAUCCAUGCCAUCCUCAACCUGAGCCCAGAGGGAGAGGACCAGGGCAGCACCCCCACCCUCCAGUCUCUGUGUAUCUACAGCCUGGCAAACACAGAAGCUGGACAGGCAGUCGUCAAUAUCAUGGGAGUCGGAGUGGACACCAUAGAUGUAGUCCUGGCAGCGCAGCCCAGCAGCUGUGGCUCAGAGGGUCCUGGUCAGAUCCUGAUCCAGACGGUCAAACUGGCCUUCUCCGUCACGAACAACGUCAUCCGUCUCAAGCCGCCCUCCGACUCCGUGUCCCCUCUGGAGCAGGCGCUGACGCAGCACGGCGGCCAUGGCAACAACCUCAUAGUCGUCCUGGCCAAAUACAUUUACCACAAACACGAUCCAGCGCUGCCCCGGCUCGCGAUCCAGCUUCUUAAAAGGCUCGCCACGGUGGCUCCUAUGUCCGUCUACGCCUGCCUCGGCAGCGAUGCAGCCGCCAUCCGGGAUGCGUUCCUCACCCGGCUGCAGAGCAAGACUGAAGACAUGAGGAUCAAGGUCAUGAUCCUUGAGUUCCUCACCGUCGCCGUGGAAACCCAGCCUGGUCUCAUUGAGCUCUUCCUCAACCUGGAAGUGAAAGAUGGAAACGAGGGAUCAAAGGAGUUUCUGCUCGGUGAGUGGAGCUGCCUUCAUGUGGUGUUGGACCUGAUUGACUCCAAACAGCAGGGGAAGUACUGGUGUCCCCCUCUGCUCCACAGAGCCGCCCUGGCUUUCCUCCUCGCUCUGUGGCAGGAUCGCAGGGACAGUGCCAUCUCCGUCCUGCGCACAAAAGACAGAUUUUGGGAGAAUUUGACGACGCCUCUGUUUGGAACCCUCACCCCACCGUCAGACACCACGGAGCCUUGCGUUCUGGAGACCUGCGCUUUUGUCAUGAAAAUCAUUGGCCUUGAGAUCUACUACGUUGUCAGUGGCUCCUUGGAGAAGUCUUUGAAAGACGGGCUUCAGAAGUUCUCCAACGCCCGGCGCUACGAGUACUGGUCCCAGUACGUCAAGUCUCUGGUCUGUCACGUGACGGAGAUGGAGGAGGAAGGCAUCUGUUACUUCCCAGAGACCCAGAUGUUGAUCUCUGCUUGGCGGAUGCUGCUAAUUCUUUCCACAACUCAUUCUGACGUCAUGCAGCUAACGGAGGACGCGACCAAGCUGAAGCUGUUCAUGGACGUCCUGGAUGGGACCAAAGCUGCUCUGACCACGCCCUCGUCUGUGCCUUGUCUCCGUCUUGGAUCCAUGAUGGCCACUCUGCUGCUCAUCCUGCUCAAACAGUGGAGGAGUGUGGUAGCAGCCGCUCCAGACAUCCUGUCCCCGCUGUCCCUGAUCCUGGAGAGCGUCCUGCAGGCCGACCAGCAGAUGAUGGAGAGGACCAAAGCCAAAGUCUUCUCCGCUCUCAUUUCUGUGCUGCAGAUUCAGGGACUCAACGGUGGGGACAUUUCCCAGCUGCCCCAGCUGCUGAUGUCCGUGUGUGAGACGGUGAAGGACGAGGCUCUAGCGCUGAUUGACAGCACUCGUCACAUGAGCCAGAUGGGGGACGUGGUGGAGGACGAGGACAGCAUGGAGACGGACUCUCCUCGUGGGCCGCAGAAGGACCAGAGAGACGGGGUGUGUGUGCUGGCGCUCCACUUGGCGAAGGAGCUGUGUCGCACUGAUGAGGACGGCGAGCACUGGGUGUCUGUGAUGAGGAAGGUCCCCGUCCUGCCCUCGGUGCUCAGCGCUGUGGAGCUCAGCCUGCGCUCCAAACACAACCUCUACUUCACCGAGGCUGCUCUUCACCUGCUGCUCACUCUGGCCCGAACUCCUCAGGGGGCAGCAGCUGUUGCUGGAGCCGGAGUCAUCCAAACUAUCUGCCUGCCUCUGCUGAGUGUGUAUGAGGUGUCUUCAAACGGGACGUCACAGAGUUUCGCCCGUAAGUCCCAGGACUCCGCCUGCUGGCCGGGGGUUUACCGCCUCUGUAUGUCUUUAAUGGAGAGUCUGCUCAAGACUUUACGCUACAACUUCGUCAACGAAGCCCUGGACUUUGUGGGAGUGCAUCAAGAACGCAUUUUACAGUGUCUGAACGCCGUGCGGACGGUCCAGAGUCUGUCCUGUUUGGACGAGGCCGAUCACACGGUUGGUUUCCUGCUGCAGCUCUCGAGCUUCUGUAAGGAGUGGCAGUUCCACCUCCCCAAACUGCUCCGAGAUGUUCAGGUAAACCUGUGUUAUCUCUGCCAGACCUGCACCUACCUGCUCCACAGCAAGAAGAUGCUCCAUCACUACCUCCAGGCUAAAAACGGUGAGACGUUGCCCCCCGGUCCUCUCCCCAGGACCCAGCGGGCCCCUCAGGCCCUCAACAAACCAGCAGCAGGUGGAGGUGAACGAGAGGAGGCGGAGCAGAAGGCGCUGCUGGCCGUGCAGUGCAGCCUCCUGAAGAUCCUCAGCAAAACGCUGGCGACUCUGCAGCACUUCACUCCAGACUGCUGCCAGAUUCUCCUGGACCAGUGCAUGGACUUGGCCGAGUACAGGACCCUGUUCGUGCUCAGCUUCACUACUCCAGCGUUCGACCCCGACGUGGCUCCCUCCUUCGGGACGCUGCUGGCCACCAUCAACGUGGCCCUGAGCAUGUUGAGCGAGAUGGAGAAGAAGAAGGAGCCGGCGUCUCUUAGCAUCGUUUCACUGGCUUCAUCAGAGGAAAUCCAAGCUUUGAAGUCGUUGCUGAUGUUCACCAUGGAGAACUGUUUCUACGUGCUGAUCUCUCAGGCCGUCCGGUGUCUCAAAGAUCCCUCCAUCCUCCCUCGAGACAAGCAGAGGCUCAAACAAGAGCUCAGCUCCGAGCUGAGCACGCUCCUCUCCAGUCUGUCCCGUCAUUUCAGGAGAGGUUCCCCGUCGUCCCCGGCCAGCGGCAUCCUCCCCUCCACUCAGUCCAAGCCCCCCACCCCGGGCUCCAAGGCCAGCCACGAGGGCCAGGAGCCGUUCAUCCAGCUCGUUCAGGCCUUCGUGAGACUCGUGCAGAGAUAGAUGUGGAUCCACAGCACAGGACACAUUUCAGACAUGGGUAGUUUUCUUUUCUCCUCCCCCAAAAAAAAACAAAACAAAUACUGUUCUCCAAAGCCAACGUUUUUGAAUAAGUAACUAAAAGGUUAUCAAAGGGUCAAGCUGAACAAAUGUGACCUAGAAUGAGUGUUUACUAUAAUAAUAUAUCAUUUAAUAACCAAAAAGUUCUGUUUAAAAGGUCAAUGAGAAGCCGCCCACUGACCAGAGCCUGUAGAGACCUCGGUGCUACUAAACAUCAGUCACAUGACGCGGUGACUGUGCUCCACCUUUCACAGACCUAGUUUUAUAGGUCACUUUGACAACAACAACCUGACAUGUUUCAAGUGCAACUUCUCUUAAGCCUUUUUAUGUACAAUGUCUGCGUGUAGUAGAAGAGUAAAGCUGUUUUCUAAAAUAAAAAUCUUGAACUUUGCUAUUUUCUUAUUUGUGCUUUUCCGUGUACACGUUUUGAAGUGGCAGCCAAGAUUUGUACUUCAGAAGAAAAAAAAAAUGUAUAUGUCAAUAAAGGGACUUUUGUACCACA
Messenger RNA from Mugil cephalus (flathead mullet), 5887 nucleotides. It is a transcript of the gene nup188, whose product is annotated as nucleoporin 188. The coding region runs from base 73 to 5328 and encodes 1751 amino acids. The record is from RefSeq and is a predicted model, not a curated record. NCBI's taxonomy places the organism in Eukaryota, Metazoa, Chordata, Actinopteri, Mugiliformes, Mugilidae. The transcript has 43 exons. Gene Ontology annotation, cellular component: nuclear pore inner ring. Gene Ontology annotation, molecular function: structural constituent of nuclear pore. Gene Ontology annotation, biological process: RNA export from nucleus; protein import into nucleus.